CAACCUUUAAACAACUCACAAACGCAUUGUAUCCGAUUAUCCACGACGAGACUUCAUUCUUAACCCGCUACUUUCAUCCAUACAAUAUUUAUGCUAUUCUUAUACUCAUAAUCGUUUAUUAGAUCAGUCGUUCACCCUUAUACCUCGAUUAUUCUCCGUUGUCGCAAACUCCAAAACCUCAAUUUUAAACAAUCAUCUUCUGAUUGCCAAAACCCUUUCAAACAUUCCUUUUAAAUAAAUUUCGGGACGAAAUUUCCUAAAGGAGGGGAGACUGUAACGCCUCGUAUUUUCAUAUUUUUAUAUAUUUUUAGAAAAUUCAAGUUCGUUUUAUAUUUUUAGAAAAUCAGAUCGAAAAACGGAAUAAAACCGUCAAACAACGCAUUUUCACGCGCUUUUAUGCAACCGACAGUCAAGCGUGACGACAACGACUACCAGUACUAUUUUACAUAUUUUUAAAACUAAAAUUAUAUAUUAUGAUGUACUGACAAUUUCGGGUUUUGAAAACGAGUUCGUACAUGCGUUGGGCCACCUUAAACACGAGAUUGGGCUUGUGAGCCUUAGGCCAAACCCAAACCCAUUAGAAAAAAAACAUAGCUAUAUAAAUCAACUUAACUACUCAUCUCCAUUUACGAACAAAACUUAUAAACCCUAAUAAUGUCUAGCAUCAGCCGCCCACACACUCAGACUUUUCCCUCUUUCUUUUUCUCUUUGAUAAACACCAUAAACAUCUACACCCACAAUUCUGCUUUACCUUUACACAUACGUACAAAUGAGUUUAAAGAUAAAUUAUGAGAGACAUUUAGAGAGGGGAGGAGCUGAUCCAGAUCUGGCAGUUUCGGGUGGCCUUUAGCGACAGCGAACGACGGCCCUCCAAGGUCGGAGGCGGAUCAAGAUGGCUUUAAAAGCCGGCGACUAGCGGCGCUCCGGCAAUUACAGCCAGAUCUCGCCAAUCUGUCAAGGUUCAGUCAUGAACCUGAAUCGCGUUGACGGAUGCGGUGGUUUCUUGGCCAUUCAAGACCCGCGUUCGAGCAAAUGGGUAACCGAUUCGGGAUUUUGUUCGGUUCCGAGUCAGUUUUCCUCGAAACUGGAAUCCAACUUGAGCCACCGAACCGAAGCCAGCAUUAAGUGCAGCUGCCGCAGGUCCCUCCAAGUUAAAAUCGUCAGUGUCAAAGCAAACACCGUUCUAGGUAGUUCUUCUCGUGUGGAUUUCUCUAUCUUUCUUCGUGCGUUAUUUUACAAGAAGUCGCAAACGCAACCACUCAUAAUCUCUAGACUACACCAACUUUCCUCGCGGUUUAAGUGUACUUCCUACGUAACCAAUGUUGAGGUUUGAUGAUACUAUGAAAACGGACUAGCAAAAAUGCCUAGAUACUCACUUAGACGUCUUAGGUCAAAUACGUUGUAUAAAUUUCAUUUUUGUUGUUGUAUUGUUCUCUUGUAUUUUUAAUGUAUUGUAACUUUUAUUCAUAAAUGAAAUCAAUUUAUCUUUAAUUC
Helianthus annuus (common sunflower) is the source of this 1494-nucleotide messenger RNA. RefSeq lists its product as uncharacterized. Bases 968 to 1333 code for a protein of 121 amino acids. The record is from RefSeq and is a predicted model, not a curated record. NCBI's taxonomy places the organism in Eukaryota, Viridiplantae, Streptophyta, Magnoliopsida, Asterales, Asteraceae. The transcript has 3 exons.